ACGGAACACGUGGCACAUGCACCAUUUCUCCCUACUAGAGCCAGGUCGGGGCGAGCUUGCUCUUAAAUUGGGUGGCGAAGCCUCAGGGCUCUUAUUUUUUCCCCCAUCUUCCCUGCGCUUUUAGCACCUUCCCGUGAAGCAGCCCAUCGAGGUCCGGAGCUGCGCGGCGUCGCAAUGGCCGGCUCUCUCUCCAAGUCCUCCCUCUUCUCAGGCUUACGCUUCCACUCCCAGAAGGCGGAGCCAGUGCUCCAUCUACCGCACCGGGGAUACCACAUCGAGCUCGGAGCUCGCGAGAAGGCGCUCCUGGAAGAAGAUCCCGCGCUAAAGAAGUUCAAAUCGUACAAGAAUACUGUGAAGCGUGUAUCGAAAAUUGGGGACGUCCUUACCGUGAUUGUCGUUGCUGAUAUGGCAUGCAAUUCGAAGUGUUCAUUGAUCUUAUAAUGGAAGAGAUGGAUUUUUGUAUCCCUUAAUUCUUAUGUAAUGUUGUUUAAUGUGGAUGCGGAUGGCAAGCCUAAGAUGGUAAGAUAAUUUGUCUUGUAACUGCUAGACAUUUUGCAUUUCUAUUAUAGUGUUUUUUCCGUUUUAAGUUUGUAAUGGAGUCAAGGGUGAAAACAAAGGGAGGGUUAGGUCCCAACCCGACCCGAUGCAACCCAAAAUUGGACCUGAUCCGACUUGCCCAAGAAACUGACACUACCCAAGAACUCAAAUAGAUAUCUAGAUUACAAUAACUUUGCGGCAUCUCAUCUCCUUGUUGUAAGACUCACUCUUUGCACUGCCCUCUUCUCCACCCCCUCCGCCCAUAGAGGUCACAGCACUGCCCCACUUCCACCUUCUUACUACCGUGGACAUAGGCAUGGGCUCCUUCAAGCUCGUCUUUGCUUGUGUCAUCCCAUCUAGUUGCCUCCUUGCCCUCAACCGCCUCAAGGACCUCUUGUUCGGCCAUGUCGCCUCCCCAAUGUAUCCCUCCCCUUGUCGCCUUCCUCCACACCCUCAUCGCCCUCUACCGCCAUGUCUUGUCGUCACCUCCGUGGUCCACGACACCCUCAAUUGCAUCAACCUCCUCUUCACUCCGACCUCGACCUCGAAGUUAAAAACGCGGUGCCCCCAGCUGUGCUGACUCCGAAUCCAAUGAUUCUCUCUUUUUUGUUUGAUCUUCAAAGAGAAGAGGAGAGGGAUCAGAGUCGGGUUAGAUUGGGUUGAAAUUUGUGUCAUCGAGUCGGGUAAUGGGACGUAUUAGGUUAUAGGUUGGAUCGGCCUAGACCCAACAUAUCGACGAGGGAGGGCUGGCGAGGGGGCACAUGCCCCCCUCACUAUGAAAAACUCCUUGUAUGCCCCUUAGCUAGUUUCAUCCUUCUCUUAUUCGAAAUCCCCAGGCCCCCUUCAUCUAGGCCCAAGGCCUUCCCAUCCAAAAAAAGAAGAAGAAAGUAAAUAUAAUAGAAAUAUAAUACUCUCGUAUAUGUGGAGGAGGCUGCCCCAUCCUGGUUUGCAUGCCGUGCUUCCUCUCUAACCUAGACUCUCUCCCCCCACUUUGCCUGCUCACUCUCAGAUGGCUGGCACUCACACACCUUGCACCUCUAGCCUCUUCAAACUCCCUUAAUGCGAGAUCUCUCUCUCAUAUGUGCGUCUAUUGCCCGUUGGCCAAGCUCCAAUGUCCUCUUGUUAUCCCAUCCUAUCACCAAGGACCAGCUCUCUGACUCUCUUUCAUCUUUCUAGUUGACCAUGGGCCACUUGUCUAGGCUCACCCCUCUUCCAUCCUCUCUCAUGAUUUAGUUUGGUAAACAAGAUUUUUUUGCAUAGUCAUAGUAUAAUAUUGUGCCUAAUAUUGUGCAUAAUAUGUUUAUCUAUGGUAUUUAACUCAUGCACCUUGCUUAUUAGUGACUUGAGACACAAUAUUCGUUUAGUUAGAUUUAUUAAUUGCUAGUAUUUCAUGUUUUGCUUUUUAAAAUGAUUGGGGUUCUUUUUAUUAAUUGGUUGUUUGUUUGUAUCUCUCAAAGUGGCUCAUAUAAUUAUCCUAAGCCUAUUAAAAUGUAAGUUAUUAGCAAUUUAUGUUAAAUCAGGAGAUUCUAUUAAAAAAUUUCAAAUGACGUUAGUUUUUGUACAACUUUUUCUUGGACUUAACAGUUUUUCGAUAUUUGAACUAUUAAUAAAAAGAUGAGUGCCUAAUCAUUAAUAAUACAUGACAAACCAUCCUUUAGUACCGUGCUAUAUACAUCUAUAUUUUGGUUGAUAUUAAGCUGGUGAUUAUCUUCUUCGAUUAAUUUAACUUUAUUCACAUUGAUGAUCAAAUGAUAGGUAGAAUUGAAAAUUUUGUGAAUAAAAGUUGAAAUUUUUUCCCUAAAUAUCUCUAAAUAAUGUCAAAAAGUUUCACUGGUAUAGAUUUCAUAGUUUAGAUCUUUAAAUUUUUAAUUCAUGAAGAAAAUGAACUAGGUUUGGGAGAUUAUUUUUCAAUGUCAUAUGUUAAGUAAUCAUGAUCCCCCCUC
Phoenix dactylifera (date palm) is the source of this 2480-nucleotide messenger RNA. The record is from RefSeq and is a predicted model, not a curated record. NCBI's taxonomy places the organism in Eukaryota, Viridiplantae, Streptophyta, Magnoliopsida, Arecales, Arecaceae.